AAUUAAAUGUUCCUGCUUUUACACUGACCUAUACUGCUUGACGCAAACGAGAAUCAUAAACGGAUUUCAGUUAAUAUGUUUAACAAGUUUCUAUAUACGUGGAGGCAUUUUAUUACAACAUUAUUAUAUUAUGUCAUAAAAAUAUAAUAGUGAAAAAAUCGAAAAUAAGACUUAACAUUGUUUAUCUAAUGUAAUGGACAAAUUAGAGAAAACGAAUUACGAAUUUUUUUAUUAUGAUGUUAUAAGGUUAUAGCAAAAGAAUGAGAUUUAAAUAAAUUUUUUUCUUUCAUAAUGAGGAAUAAAUAUUUUGGACAUGGAUAUAAUUAACAUAGAAGAUGUGGAAACUGGUGUUCGUUCAUCUAAAAAUUCUACUUCAAUACAAUGUAAUUGUAUUCAUUCAAAUUCAAUAUGCUAUAUUGCUAUAACAAUUGCUACUCUGGCUCUUUUGGGUGCAAUAGUUUUUAUCUGCAGAGAUUAUAUUAAAGUGUUACUUUAUUGGAUUGAACAUCAAAAUAUAUGGAUCGUUACUGUAAUAUUCAUUGCAUUGUUCACAGUGGUCUCAUUUCCUAUUGUAAUUGGUUAUUUAUUUCUUAUUAUUGCCAGUGGUUAUCUGUUUGGCAUAUUAAGAGGUAUUGUCAUGGUAGUAUUAUCUGCCAAUUUGGGAAUAGCUAUAGCACAUGUAACUCUUAGUUUGUUAUCAUCCAAAUUACCUAUUGGAACUCUUAUGCAAAAUGAUACUGCAAGAGCAAUACUCAGAGUUAUAUCUGGAUCACAAGCUUUCAAAGUUGUGUUACUUGCAAGAUUAACUCCUAUUCCUUUUGGUCUACAAAAUACAAUUUUUGCGAUAAGUAAUAUGGGUGGCAUUCAAUAUCAUAUAGCUAGUGCAUUAGGAUUAUUGCCUGCUCAAAUCAUCAAUAUUUAUUUGGGCAGUAGUUUAAGAUCUAUGCAAGAUGUUCUUGAAGAUAAAUCAACAGCAGCAACUAGUUAUAUUGUCUUCUGUUUUCAAAUUUUAAUAGGUAUUUCAUUGAUGGUAUAUGUUGUACAAAAAGCACGUAGAGAACUUCAACUAGCAUUAUUAGAAGCUGAUCUUGCCUCAAUGGCUGAUACUUCUCAUUAUCUUCUUGAUACAUUACCAGAUUCUAAAAUUGUUUUGACAAAUCUAAUUGCCUAAAAAUGGAAAUUUUUUUUUUGAAAAUGAAAAAACUUUUUCAUUGCAUGUUUCAUAUUUAACAAUUUUAUUUACUCACUAAAAAAAAAAUAGAAUAUUUAAUAAUUUGAAAAAGUUUAAUUUAUUACAGCAAAUAUAAUUAUACACUCAUUUAUAAUAGAUAACUUAUCUUUUCCAUAUAAUAUUAUUAUUGAAAGUAUUGAAUAUUUUGUGAUACAAAUAAUAAUAAUUGUUUUAUCGAAAAUAGUUUAGUAAAAAUUUUUAAAUUCGAAAAAUAGAGCAUCAUGUUCAUAUUAUAUUUAUUAUUUAGAUUUGUGCCAAAUCUUUUUUUUAUAUAUUAAUUAUUUUACAUUUAAAAAUCUUCAUGUAUUAUCUUUAUAAAAAAUUGAGUGCAUUUAUAUUUGUUGAUAUAUAUUAAUUUUUAUGAAUUGUUGGCAGCUUUGCAUUUAUUUUUGCUAAUACAUUUCUAUAUUAUAAUAAGUCUUCCAAAAUAUUUAUUAAUUUGAACUUUACAUAGAAGAAUUGAUUAACUGGGGAAAAAAUUAAAAGUCAAUCAAAUAUGCAAAACAUGAAGAAUAUUAAAAUAAAAAACGAUAAAGUAGAAAACGAUAACUUAUUUUAUUUAAAUAAAAAUAAAAUUUUUUUGUAUAUAAAUUUAAAUUAUCUUUUAUAAUGAGUAUGUUAUAUAAUUAGAUUAUAUAAUUGCAUUGUAUAAAAAAAUGUGCAAAGAAAGAAUGUAUAAAACACAAAAAAUAACUAUACAAUGUACAAUGUAUUGAAAAAAAGAUUUAAACUAUUUGUACAGGAUAUGCAUGAUUUUCAUGAUAUUUUCUGUGAAUGAAUAUGUAUUUUUAUAACUGUGUUAAGAUAAAUUAAAUAUAAAAAGAUCAUAUAAAAAUUGUUUAAAAAAAAAUCCAGGUAUAUAUGAUUUUAGUUAUUUGAUUUCUAUAUAAUAUCUUAAAUAUAAUGUACAGAAUACAGAAUAUUAAUUAAUAUAAAAAGAUUACAUAUUUUCAUUUUUUAUAAAAAAACAGAAUAUUCAUAUUAUAUAAUAUUUAUAUUAUUAUAUAACAAAUUAUUAAAUAAACUUGAUAUGCAUUUGUUUGGGAAGACUGAAAAUAUAAUAAUUAGCUGCAAAUUUGUAUUACUUUGUCAUUAUAUCAUUAUUCAAAAUUUUUGUCAUUUUUCUAUUGUAUUCUAUCCCAUUUUAUACGUUAUUAUAUUAAUUUAAAUUUAAUUUUUUUCAAAUUUAAUUGAUCUGUAUAAUAUCAUAUUUGUCAUAGCUAUAUGUAUUAUAUAUUCUUAUUUCAUUACAUAUAAUUAGUAACUUUGCUUAUUUUGAAUGACUAUGUAUAUAAGAUAUUGUACCAAUUUGAAUGAUAAAUUAAGAUAUACUACAUAAAAAAAAGAACUGCAGUGUACAAAUGUAAUAUAUAUAAUUGUAUUAAAUAAAACAAUUAUUCACAUAUUA
This is a messenger RNA of Apis cerana (Asiatic honeybee), 2639 nucleotides long. Its product is annotated as transmembrane protein 64. Gene Ontology annotation, cellular component: endoplasmic reticulum. NCBI's taxonomy places the organism in Eukaryota, Metazoa, Arthropoda, Insecta, Hymenoptera, Apidae. The record is from RefSeq and is a predicted model, not a curated record. Gene Ontology annotation, biological process: regulation of cytosolic calcium ion concentration.